Messenger RNA from Cyprinodon variegatus (sheepshead minnow), 1508 nucleotides. It is a transcript of the gene ch25h, whose product is annotated as cholesterol 25-hydroxylase. The transcript is spliced from 2 exons. The record is from RefSeq and is a predicted model, not a curated record. Bases 21 to 776 code for a protein of 251 amino acids. Gene Ontology annotation, biological process: cholesterol metabolic process; sterol biosynthetic process. Lineage: Eukaryota; Metazoa; Chordata; Actinopteri; Cyprinodontiformes; Cyprinodontidae. Gene Ontology annotation, molecular function: steroid hydroxylase activity; iron ion binding; C-4 methylsterol oxidase activity.
CACGUGAAUAAACCAGAACCAUGCUGCUACAGCCAGUCUGGAGUUUUCUUCUAGGAUACUCAUCUGUCCUGCGUUCCCCCUUCUUCCCAGUCUUCUUCUCUCUGUCAGUGUACCUGAUGUUCUGUUUGCCUUUUUUGCUGCUGGACCUGUUAUCCUUAAAGUGGGACUUUGUGCGCAGAUACAAGCUGCAGUCUCAGAGCUCCAUCAGUUGGGCAACUGUUCAGAGAUGCCUGGCUCUGACCCUCUACAACCAUGUGAUCUUCAUCUUUCCACUCACCGUGCUCAACUGGUACCUGCGGCCAGUGCUGCUGCCCCAGGAUGCUCCCUCCCUGCAUCACCUGCUGGCUCAGGUGCUGGUCUGCCUGCUGCUCUUUGACUUCCAGAGCUUCAGCUGGCACCUGCUGCACCACAAGGUGCCCUGGCUGUAUCGCAACUUUCACAAGCUGCACCACACGUACACCUCCACCUCAGCCCUCACAGCAGAGUACUCUGGGGCCUGGGAAACCCUGAGUUUGGGACUUUUUGCUGCUGCCAACCCCCUGAUGCUGGGCUGCCACCCCCUCACAGAGAUGACCUUCUUCAUUGUAAACAUCUGGCUGUCGGUGGAGGACCACUGCGGUUAUGAUCUGCCUUGGGCUACACACCGUCUGAUCCCCCUGGGAUUGUUUGGUGGUGCACGCCACCAUGACCUCCACCACCUAAAAUCAAACUGCAACUACGCCCCCUAUUUCACACACUGGGACCGUCUGGCCGGGACGCUGCAGGAACAGGACUGAACCUAAGAUGACCCAGCUGGGGACAUCCUGAAACAGACAUCCAGAGAUGUCAUAAAAUACUCAUUCAGCUACAAACUGAUGGCCCCAACCAGUAGCAUUUUUUUUUAUUGACUUUUAUCACCUUUUGAAUUUUGGUGUUGGAAGCUUCCAGGAUCUUGUGGGAAUUCUGUUCUUAUUUAUAUGGAACACCUUCUUGACCAGUAAACAGACUGAAAGAAGUUUGAAUGAAAGACUUCUACUUUAGUAUAAAGAUUGUCUUUAAAAUUAAUGUUCAUAUUGAACCUUUUAACCUGCACAUUUGUAUAGUUUUAUAUACAGUUUGUAUUCAAUGUAUUUGGAGGAGAUGGACUGAGGAAAAAUGAAUGUGAACUAAGAGAGAAGGGAAGUGGUGAUGUAAGCUGCUGGGAAGGAGGAUGAUGAGGCAAUGAAAACAUGAUUGAAUGAGAGGAAGAUGGGGAAUGGUGAGGAAUAUUUUGUAUGAAUUAAGUGGAAAGAAAUUGUUUUUUAAGGAAAAAUGUAUGUUAAGCUUAUGAAUGAACUGAAGCACUGAGAAGACAAAUGAAGUGUGUCUUCCAAAGAGGAAUAACAGUUCUCUGUGACAAAUUAUUAUUUUUUGUUGGGGUUUGCUUCUAAAUGAAAAUGUUCCUAUAGUCGAAAUGUAUGAGUUGACCUGCUGGUUUUAGAACAGGUGAUUCUGCAUUUCGUAAUUUAAUGAUGUAUUUAAUUAUUUAU